This is a messenger RNA of Propithecus coquereli (Coquerel's sifaka), 252 nucleotides long. RefSeq names its product WAP four-disulfide core domain 11 (gene WFDC11). The transcript has 3 exons. The record is from RefSeq and is a predicted model, not a curated record. NCBI's taxonomy places the organism in Eukaryota, Metazoa, Chordata, Mammalia, Primates, Indriidae. Bases 1 to 252 code for a protein of 83 amino acids.
AUGGUCGGCAUCAUGAAGCUAUGUAUACCUCUACUCGUGACAUUCUUCUGUGUGGUGCUACCGUCUGUGCUGGGAGCAUGGAAGAAAUCCUGUGUUUCAAGGGAUGACCUAUUAAUUGAGGAGUGCUGGGGACAGCCAAACGUGGAAGAAUGUACCAGGAAGUGUUCUAAAACCUUGAAAUGUGAAGACAGAACUAAAACGUGCUGCUGGACCUAUUGUGGAAACAUUUGCUGGGAAAAUGAUAAAUCCUAG